CUCCGCUCUAACACCAAAGAGGCAACCAUUUUUCAUCGUCACUGAAAAGAGCAUUUUUUUAACUCAAGCUGGUCGCGACGGAAGGUGCGUUAUCACUGCGUAUAUUUGUGUCCGUUCUGGGACACGGCAGAAGCAAGUAUUGGUCUUCCCGGACCGGAUCGGAACCCUGGCCGUGCUUCAGAGUCGAAGGGCAUGUUUACCACUUUUAUCGGCUUAAUUGAUAUUCAAUCAUGGUGGGAGGUGCCCUGCAUUGCGCACUUUUGUUCGCUGUUUAGUACCACCUUCCAGCUGCCUAAGUUUGACAUUGAGGAUCUUGAAGAGGCCCUUCUCACAGAUGCCGAUGCCGAGGGUGAAGUAGAUCUGAAAGUAUAUUCCGCGCGCCUGCUGCCGGAACUGAUCGUUGCACUGUUGAAGGGCUGUGACGCGCUUGCACAGAUAGGUUCACACAUCAGCUCCAGCAACUAUCAGAUGUUCCUGAGGCGUCUGUUCCGUCAAAAAUGUCAGGAAUAUAAUGUGGAUAACCCGUUCAACAGCGAUACGGACUUUGAAAAGUUACCGCUGCGCACCAAGAUCCUGAUCUUGAAGUAUCUGUGCGAUUUUCGCCUCGAUUCCGAAGACGUCUGCACCACCUUUGCCAACUACGAGGCGGACAGUCUACGGCUGGAACCGAUCGGCUACGAUCGUAACGGAUCUUCUUACUGGCAUUUUUUUGGCACACGCUUAUACCGCGAAGAUUACGUUAGUGGUGGCGGUAAAUCCAAGUCCGCCAAAUCAUCCGUCUGGCAGGUGAUUUGCUUCACCGAGGAGGAUUGGCGCAACCUAGCGAACAAGCUCGACCAGUCCGGGAACGCGAAGGAGCGCAACCUGCACGAUCUGCUGGUGGAAAACUUUCUACCGUACAUUCCGAAGCUAUUUCGCGACAAGGAGCGAGAGCGCCGCAAUAGACUUUUCGAGCGGCCCAGAUCGACACGCAUCAAACUUUUGCAGGAAGGGAAAAACCUUCGCCUGCAGGAGCAACAACAGCAGCAGCAGCAGCUACAAAAACAGGCGGAGGAGCAGAUCACCCGCGAACGGCAGAACCUUGCGGAGGUGGUGCCGGCACCCGAAAGAGCCCAACUGCUGUCAGAAGCACGUGCAAAAACGCGCCGAACGACGGUUAGAAGCGAAACAAUUCUAGCUCUCUUUAGAAACACCACGGGCUUAGAAACUACCGGGCCCAAACGAGCGCGGUGUUCGCUGUGGGAAGCAAGCCACGAGGCGCGGCACCACGCACCGUUGCUGCAGCACCGUACCGACGACCGGACGUCCUCCACACCGUCCCGAUCAAGUUCCGGCGAAUCGCCCGGUCUCGCCAGCGGCUCGGAAGAUAGCGACGGCCAGUGCGACAUUAGCCGGCGGCCGGCGAUCUACAGCGAUUCGUACUACAUUGUCCGCCACCGGGAGGACAGCGAAAGUGUCCACAGCUUCAGCGAUAUCGAGGCGGAGAACAACAUCAACAGUGGCAAUACGGACAGUACCGCGACCGGCAAGCAGCAGCAGCACGUGUUGCGUCAACAGCAGCCGGCGGUAAACAAAGCGGUACGCAAAGCACGUCAACAACGGGUGGUGAGUGGUGAGGUGGAGAAAUUGCUACGCGCCAACCACAACAUGGCACCGACCGCGACGAAGCUACCCGGGCGCCAAACGAACAACUCCCUCUCGUCCGUUACCCGGGGCCCGUCAUACUGCCGUUCAGCGAGGCACCGGCGAAGGCACGGCGGCGCGGCGGCGGCGGCGACGGCAAUGGUGGUAAGGGAGGUGAAGCUGCACCACCACCGGGCACAAACCAGGGCCGGAAAAAGAAGGGAAAAGCUACCACUGUGUGCUGCGAUCGGUAUGCACAAGGUGCUGGAAAGCAUCAAGAACCACGACGACGCAUGGCCGUUCAUGGACCCGGUCGAUGAGGACAUUGCGCCGAAGUACUACUCGAUCAUACGAAGACCGAUGGAUUUGCAAAAGAUGGAAGAAAAGCUAGGACAACGGCGAGUACAUGAUGUCGGUGACUUUCAAAACGAUUUCAAGCUGAUCGUCAACAACUGUCGGCUGUAUGGACAGGCAAACGAGUACACGGAAAUGGUGAACAACUUGCAGAUCGCGUUCGAGCGUGCGAAAAAAUAUUUCGACGAAAACUCCUCGGACGAGGAACUGAUGAUGAGCCACGAGUACCCGGACGUUAGCCGGGCGAAUGCUGCGUUUAAAGAAAAGGUUUCCUCAAAGGAGCACAGCAAACCCAUCGCUUCGUCCUCCUCUCCUCCUCGUCAUCCGACGCAGUCAAUGGUAAAAACCAUAACCAGCAGCAGCAGCAGCAGCACGGCAGAGGAGCACGGGCAAGGAGGGUGGCGCGAAAGAAAAAGUCCAAGAAAAGUGCAAACAAGUAGUUCCGCCAGUGGUGGCAACAGGAACAGUAGUUACGCCGCCACCACCACCGGGUCCGGUGGGUCGCGAAAGCAUAAAGCAAACAAACCACCACCGGAAGAAGUGGGCUCGGAGCUGGAACCCGAUCCGGAACCGCCGGAAAAGGGUAAGGGUGCGUCGCGAGUGAACAAAGCGGUUAAACGCAAACGCAAGGAAAGGGAGAAAACUGAUAAAGUGAAAAGCAAAAGGCAAAAGUCGAAGCCGGUGGUGAUUACAACAGCAACAGCAGUGAUGUGGACGUGCCGGAAGGCGAUGCGAUGGACGUUAACAGUGAGGACGAGCAAGGGUGGAGUGAACCGGAGCGGAAACGGUACAGAAAGGAUCAGCGGACCGAUUCGAACGAACCGGUGGUGGUUGGUGGGGUGGGAACGCAACAGGGAACCGCCGGUGGGGAAGAGGUGUCCAACGGUGGGCGAGGAUUCAGCAGCGCCGCUCACUAAACAUCGCUCACCUCAGCGAUCGGCAUCGUUAAGCCCAAAGAAGAAGGAUAACGCACGCGAUCUGUCCUCCGAUGGUGACGAGGGCGAUCGUCACACGACGCCUGGUAAGGCAGGGUCCAAAAAGGAGAGGGAGAAAAAUGGCACCGACGAGGACCAUCAUCAGAAACAGCACCGGAAGGGGAAUGGCGGAAAGGUUGGCGGCGGGGGCGUACUGCUGCAUUGCCGUGGCAAAGUUGGAGAAAAAGACAAAAAGUCAGGCGUCGUCCUUUCUGCCUCGGCAAAGAGCGGUGGCAAAGGGCGGCAAAAGAAGAAGGCGGCGGUGGGAAGCGGUAAACAACGAGCGGCACCAGCGCCAGUGGAGGAAGAAUCUGAGUGUGAAGCUUUGCCGGGAGAUCCGCCACCACCACCGAGUGUCCACCACACCAACGGCGAACGGAACGAUGCGUCCGACGGGAGCGAACUCGAGGAUAUCGAGGACAGUUCCGACGAGAAUCGCCAACCAAAAGCUCAUCCGAUAAAUCGAAGAGCAGGAAGAGCAAAGCGGGCAAGAAAAAUGUCAGCAAACAGAAGAAGAGUGGAGCAAAAGUGCAGCGGCAAGCGAAAGAUGCACGGCACGCCGCAGCACAGCGAUCGGUGUCACGCUCGCCAAGCCCGGCCAGAUCGUACUAUUCCGACGAUCGUUCGAUGCGCGACAGUGGGGAGGAGGAGGACCGUGAUGGAUGAUGCUGGUGCUCGAAAUGCUUCGCCAGACAAGCGAACGGACGGUUUCUUCGCGGACACCAGCCGGUCCAUCACACCCGACAUAAAGGAUAAGUUUGAUCUCAUCAAGGAACGCCGCAAUCGGGCGGCGGCAGCAGCAGCAGCCGCGGCCGCCAGUAAAGCAAUGGCUAAAAAGACCAAAGCUAAGGGGAAAGAUGGCGGGACCGCGGGAGCCGCUACUGUUGCGGGCGGGAAGAAAGGUAAAUCGUCCAAGGGUAACAGUAACCGUGGUCAAAAGCAGCGCGAUGUGGUGGACGAAAAUGCCGGUCUCGGUGCAAGUGCCUUGCCAGCCGGCAGCGGAAACAAGCAGCCGCAGCAGAAGAAAGGCGACGAUAAGCCUUCCUCCAGUGAGAGCAAACCCACCAAAGGGAAGAAAAGUCGGGACAAGACGGCGAGUAGCGGCGAGUCGGGGGGAGGAGUGUGGGCCAAACCGGCUGAUAAGAAACACGCCCGCCCGCCGGCUGCCGACAGCUCGAAAACGAUCGAUCGAAGUAACGAGUACGACUUUGUGGAUGACAGCCUUACGUCGGACGCAAAGGCGGAUAAGAACCACCACUCGUCGAAAUCAUCCGGCGCCGCUGCUGCUGGUGGAAACACAUCCGGGAAGGCGGGAAAGAAAUCGGCGAGUGCUGUAGGCCAGCAGUCGAAGUCGAACGCGAAAUCGAACGCGCCAUCUGCAUCCAGCAAGCAGCACUCGAAACCGCCGACAGCAGCAACGUCGGCCACGGCCGGUGCCAACAUGGAGGAGCUCGAGCUAGAAACCGAACAAACGUUGAAAGACAUCAACAAGUGGUUGGAAAAUACGCCCCGCUUUCCCGAGUACAGCUCGGCCAGCAAUUCCCCGUCGCGGUACAUCAUGGACGAUUUCGACACGGUGCCGGUAAAGAUCGAACCGGCCGAUUUUCGUAAACCGAUCCCGCUCUCGCAGCUGCCCGCAGCCAAUGAAACCGCUGCCACGGGGCCGGUACGUGGUGCCAGCCCAGGCCUAGCAACGAUGGCAGCUCCUCCGAAAGCAUUUUCACCCAGAGCAGCCGCAAAGGAUCCUGGCAAGCCGUCCGGUACAAAGGUGCCAUCGAAAGAUGGCACUACCGCUGCUGCUGCUAAAAGUGAGUCGGCGGGAACGUCUGAGCCAGCCACCGUUGCUGGCGCUUUGAAGGACACUACGAACAGCAGCAGCACCGUUGGAGGAUCGAGUGGGCCAGCAGCCGGUUCAUCAUCUUCUGCCGUUCCGAGCAAAGCUCACACCAUCCUAGGUCCACCGCCAAUAAUUCCGCCGCACUCCCAGAAAAAGGAACCCAAAGAACCGAAGCGAAAAUCCUUAAAAGAGAAGCUCUCCCAACUCGGCACCGGUGGACGCAAGCGUGAGCUUCAGCAUCACCACCGAACGACGAUCGAUCGAUUGCAGCCGGGCAAAACCAAAGGCAACCUCAUCGGUACGAUUCAGAAUCUCAACAAACCGGAUGAACUGUUCCCGCUCGGUGGCGGUGGCGGUGGUGGUGGUGCUGCUAGCGGUGGAGCGGGUGGCAGCGGUGGUGCCGGUGGCAACGCACUGCUCGGCAAGGUAAAGGAGGUGAAGAAUUCGUUGAUUGUGAAAACGGAUGAAUCGAAACCGAAGCUAAGCCUCGGCACGGUCCUCAACACGGAAGGGUUUGGAAUCGUGCAGCAGCACAACUUUGCCGAUGACGAGGAGGACAAUGCGGAGGGUAAGAAGGACGAUGGAGGCGAUGAGGAUGAUCCGAUGCUGGUUUCGAUCGGUAGCGGUGCUGUGAAGCCUCUCAUAAGCUCGCUGGUGAAUGUUGGGGGCAGUUCGCCAAUCGGGAGUCGGGAUGGAGCGAAAUCGGGUUCGAAGAAGGAUGAAGCUUCCGGCAGCAGCUCAACAUCGACAAGCGAGAAACCUGAGGCUAGUGGUGAUCCCGCUUCCGGCGAAACUAAGAGCUCGUCCGCUUCAACCGUCGUGGAGAAACCCCCCUCGCUUGAGGAUGGAAAAACGGGCAAGGAAGAAGCUGGCGGCAAGGAUUCGCUCAACACUACUACCACCAAGGGCAAGGAUAGCAAAUCGUCCGGGACGCCUAACCUUAACGCCUGGAUAAAAGCGUUCGGUGCGCCCAAAAAGCCGAAGAAAAACGAUGACACGGACGAACAUCCGGGCAAAGGUUCACCGGCGGCGGCAAACGAUAAGGGUAAGCUCAACGAGCACAACACCUCCACCCAAUCGUCCUCGAACGAAUCGUCGUCUGGGAUUGGUAUGCUUCCGACCAUGCCCGGAAGUCUCGAAAGUCCUAGCUUCCCAACACUGCCGACGGUUCCUCGGCAGCGAAAGGCCAGCACGGGCAGCACGGUAAGCGAACGCUCGUCCUACAGUCAGGACCCGGACAGUCCUCGCAUUGGGAUCGAUGAGCGGCUGGGCCCGUACCCUGCCCCGUACCCAAGCCCGAUCGGUGCCUCACCGAUCAUGACGUCUCCAAAGCUGGACGAAACGCAGAAGAGUCCGUACCAUCCGCUGAACGGUGCGAUCAAGGUCGGUUUCUAUCAGGAUACCACGCAGAAGAGCAGCCCGGAGAAGAGCUGUAGCCCGCGGGACCUUCCAUCGCCGUACCCGCAGUACUCGCAGCAUCUCUACACAUCGAAUGCUGCUAACGCUUCCUCGAACAAUACGACAGCCGGCGGGAACGGUUCGAGCAAUACAAACAUGGGCAGUAACUCCACCGUGUACGGUAGCUACUCAUCCUACGGGCCGUCGGCUGCUUCCGCCAUCGGGUCCACCAAUUCCAGCAACAAUCCCGCAUCCGGCAGCAUUGUAGCGGACACGUUCAAGGGCUACGGAAAGGAGCUUAAAUCACCCGUCGAUUUCUACGACCAGUACAAACAACCGGCGUCGCAGGAAUCGGACUACAACUCGUCGAUGAGUCCCAGUACAAAUCCCAACUCUCCCUACCACAACCCAGCCUCGUCGCCCUACCAACAGCAACCCAACAGCCCGUCCUGCUAUCAGCAGCAAACGCCGGCGUCUUCCUCUCCCUACGGCCACCCAUCACCGGCGUCUUCGGGCGGUCCGCUCUCGCCGUACAAUGCACCGGCUGCCAUUCCCCACAGUCCGGCGGCACCGACCGGUCAAACCGCUCCGGCGGGUGCCAAUGCCAGCGGUCACUCGCCGUACAACCCCGCCCAGGGUCAAUCGCCUUAUCACGCCAGCAGCAAUCAGACCCCGCAAUCGGCAUCCACGUCUCCGUCCGGUGGUGGUGGUACCACGAACACGGUGGCCGCUGCCGGUCAACCGAAGCUCCAGUCCAAACCAAAUACACCGCUGCACCAAAGCCCAAACUCACCGUUUUCACAAUCAAACCAAAGUUCGCCCUACUCACAGCAAGACCCGAACUCACCGUACUCCUCCCAGGGAGGCCAACUGUCACCGUUCCAACCGAUGUCGCCCAAGCCUCCGCCGAGCUCGGGUGCUUCCGCAACGGCCGGAAAUGUCAUCAGCAACAGUAACAACAGUGGUAACGCUAUUAAGCUGGCUCCUCCCAUUAUAACUCCGCAACAGGCGGCUGCUGCCGCUGGUGUGAUCCUGCCGCCCGAAUCGCCGGUUCACUCGCACACAACACAACCCCCCUCCACAGCGUCGGUUGGGCCGGUCGGCCAGGCACAGAACUUGACCGGCACCGGUGGCAGCAGUCAAACUGCAAGCACGGCACAGGGAACAGCGAUCGUACCACCGUCGUCAGCACCGAUGCAGCUGAACUCCCAUCAGUCGCCCUGGACCGCUCACCACAACCAGUACAAUCCGUACCUGAACCAUCCGGGCGAUACGGCUGGCGGUAGCAUGUCCUCGUCGUUGCCACCAGCACCGGCACAUAUGCCACCGUCCCAGCAGGGCCAUCAUCUAAGCAAUGUGCACACGCAUCCAUCGCCUGCCCACUCGCAACAACAGCAACAACACCAACAGCAGCAACAGCAGCAACAGCAGCAACAGCAGCAACAGCAGCAGCAGCACCAACAACUACAACACCAACACCAGCAACACCAACAUCAACAACAACAGCAACACCAACAAACGAAUCAUCAGCAGGCGCACGGACAUCAUUUGGCGACGGCUCAACAGCAACAGCAAAGUCACCUCGGCAACCUGUUGAUGGGGUCCAACAACAAUCCGUACACUUCCACGUACGGGCGCCCGUACGAUCUUAACUCUGCGUCAGCGUCAUCAUCCUCCGCAGCAGCCGCGGCAGGAUCGGGCACAACAACGGUGACGUCCAACAUUGAUCACCAUCACGCGCAACAGCAGCAUCAUUCGCAGCAACAUCUUCACCAUCAGCAGCAGCAGCAGCAUCCUAGUUUAAGCGGUAUCAGCAGCAGCAGCAACAAGAAUAGCCCCAGCACCACCAACACAACAACACUUCCAAAGUACCUGAAAUGA
Molecule: messenger RNA, 8067 nt
Organism: Anopheles stephensi (Asian malaria mosquito)
Lineage: Eukaryota; Metazoa; Arthropoda; Insecta; Diptera; Culicidae
Biological process (GO): chromatin remodeling
Cellular component (GO): CERF complex
Molecular function (GO): protein binding
Source: RefSeq, a predicted model, not a curated record